This is a messenger RNA of Didymosphaeria variabile, 336 nucleotides long. RefSeq lists its product as uncharacterized. The record is from RefSeq and is a predicted model, not a curated record. The coding region runs from base 1 to 336 and encodes 111 amino acids. NCBI's taxonomy places the organism in Eukaryota, Fungi, Ascomycota, Dothideomycetes, Pleosporales, Didymosphaeriaceae. The transcript has a single exon.
AUGUCCACCUCAUUCGAACGGCCCUCCGCUGCCUCAUCCCGUCAAAACUCCAUAAUCAGCACCUCUUCCAUCCUCGGCAAGACAUGGAAGAAGGUCAAGCAGCACCAUGAAGGCAUGAACGAUGCCUUCGCAACCUACUAUGGCGGCGGUCGUCGCUCGCACGAGGCCUGGAACACUCCCCGAGGCAGCGUCUGCACCAGGGACAGCGACUCUUCAGACGAGGUCGAAUACAAACCACUUGUGGAGAAGACUGGUUUUGGAAAGAAGAUGUUAGUAAAGGCCAAGGAACACCACAGGAGCGUGAGCGCCGCCUACCGGACUUACUACGGCAACUAA